This is a messenger RNA of Malania oleifera, 2528 nucleotides long. RefSeq names its product serine/threonine-protein kinase PBL27. The transcript has 5 exons. Gene Ontology annotation, biological process: protein phosphorylation. Gene Ontology annotation, molecular function: ATP binding; protein kinase activity. The record is from RefSeq and is a predicted model, not a curated record. Lineage: Eukaryota; Viridiplantae; Streptophyta; Magnoliopsida; Santalales; Ximeniaceae. Bases 400 to 1944 code for a protein of 514 amino acids.
AUCUUUAUUUCACUUUUAGCCCCGAAAUCUCUCUCUAUUUCUAAAUUUUACUCACUUAUUUAUACAUUUUCUUUUCCCUCUUUUUCUUUACCUUCUCUUCUACCAUCAGUUUCUUCGAUUUGUUGAUCUGCUUCUCGGGCAUGGUGGUGGCCUUGAUCUUUUGCUCGGGCCUUUAAUGGCGGAAAAAGCAUCAGCGGAGAUCUUGGGGAGAGAAAGAGAGAGAGAGAGAAGGAACAGACUGCAGAGAGAGAGAGAGAGAGAGGGGGGGGAGAGUGAUUGAGAUUUUUUUUCAGAUGGGGUUGUGAGAUGAGAUGAUGAACAGUGGGUUUUAAAGGUCGAGCAUCUUGCUUUUUUUUUCUUUUGGGCUUUUGGGGUGUCUUUGAUUUGUUUCGAUUUGAUAUGGGUGGGUGUUUUCCUUGUUUCGGAUCAUCCAACAAGGAAGGGAACGGUGUGAAGGAAGUGGCGAAGAAAGAUUCAGUUAAGGAUGGUUCAGCUACACAGUCUCACCAUGUGAGCAGAGCCGGUUCAGAAAAAUCAAAAUCUCGAAAUGGUUCCGACCCUAAGAAGGAACCAGUCAUUCCAAAAGAUGGACCAACACCGCAUAUUGCCGCACAGACAUUUACUUUUCGGGAGCUUGCUGCUGCCACGAAGAACUUUAAGCCAGAGUGUUUACUGGGUGAAGGAGGGUUUGGACGCGUUUACAAGGGUCGCUUAGAGAGCACAGGACAGGUCGUUGCUGUGAAACAGCUUGACCGCAAUGGUCUCCAGGGAAAUAGAGAGUUUUUGGUGGAAGUUCUCAUGCUUAGCCUCUUACAUCACCAAAAUCUUGUCAACUUGAUAGGUUAUUGUGCUGAUGGGGACCAACGACUCCUUGUUUAUGAAUUCAUGCCGUUAGGAUCAUUGGAGGACCAUUUACAUGAUCUUCCACCUGACAAGGAACCUCUGGACUGGAAUACAAGGAUGAAGAUUGCAGCUGGUGCAGCUAAAGGUUUGGAAUACUUGCAUGAUAAAGCAAACCCCCCUGUCAUAUACAGGGAUUUAAAAUCAUCCAACAUCCUUCUCGAUGAGGGCUAUCAUCCUAAGCUAUCUGACUUUGGACUUGCAAAACUGGGUCCUGUUGGUGACAAGACUCAUGUCUCCACCCGGGUUAUGGGGACAUACGGUUAUUGUGCUCCUGAAUAUGCUAUGACUGGCCAGCUCACCCUGAAGUCUGAUGUUUAUAGUUUUGGAGUUGUUUUUCUUGAACUUAUCACUGGGCGCAAGGCUAUAGAUAAUGCUCGAGCUCCUGGAGAGCAUAAUCUUGUUGCAUGGGCACGGCCUCUUUUCAAGGAUCGUCGGAAGUUCCCCAAAAUGGCAGACCCACUACUGCAAGGCCGUUAUCCUAUGCGAGGACUUUACCAAGCUCUUGCUGUCGCAGCCAUGUGCCUGCAAGAACAAGCUACUACAAGGCCUCUAAUAGGGGAUGUUGUAACUGCUCUCACGUAUCUAGCCUCCCAAACUUAUGACCCAAAUGCAGUGGCAGCUCAAAGUAACAGAUUAGGCUCAUCUACACCGAGAAAUAAGGAUGACCGGAGGAACAUGGCAGACGGGCUAGAUAGCCCAGAUGAUCUGGGACGUGGUGGGCGGCAUGGUUCCCCUUCCACUCAUAGGAAUUCUCCUGAUUUUCGAAAGAGAGACCAUGUUAGAGAAUUGAGCGCCGGUGGUGCCGAUUUAGGCAGGAGUGAAACAGGUGGUGGCUCAGGGAGGAAAUGGGGUUUGGAUGAAUUGGAGCGACAGGAAUCCCAGAGAGACAGCCCUGUCAAUACUGGGAGAGCUAGGGAAACUCCGAGGAACCGUGAUCUUGACAGAGAACGUGCAGUUGCUGAGGCGAAGGUGUGGGGUGAGAAUUGGAGAGAGAAAAAGCGGGCAAAUGCAAUGGGUAGCUUUGACAGCACAAAUGAGUGAUUGCACUGAACUCUUUUUGAGUCAUGCAGCUUUGGGUGUUCUAGGGAAGAAAAUUAGUCUGGUUCUGGGGAUCAUCAUGAAGGAAGAAAGGAGUAAAUUUAUGGAUAUAUCAUCUUUUACUUUCUUGGUUUCCAAAUUUUCACCCAGGGAAUAAGGGGGGUUGGGGUUCUUGUAUUCGACUUUUGACUGCUGUUGCUUGUGCUAUAUCAUUCUUGUACUUGGGUAUAAAUGCUUCAACUAUGUGGUAAAGGAGGAAGGGACGGUUAAAGAAGGGAUAAUCUUGGGAGUGGGUCAGGUGUUACGCAGGAAAUUUACAGGUAACCCACCGUGGAAUGUUGUAUGUGACAGGGUUUAUUUGUGUAUUUAGGGCUUUCUUGGGGAGUGGGGGUUCAUGACGCAAGAUCAGCUGGGAAAGAUGUCUAAUUUUUGCCCCAUGUAUCGAUCGAAUGAGGGGUAACUUUGUGGAUUUGGUUUGGGUGUCUCACUGUUCCAUGUUCCCAUCUUGUACUCAUACAUUCCCAUGUAUGGAUUUGGGUCAGGUCAUGUUUUUUUGCCUUAUACAAAGUUUUAUCACAUUAUCUCCA